Pungitius pungitius (ninespine stickleback) is the source of this 2412-nucleotide messenger RNA. RefSeq names its product urocanate hydratase 1 (gene uroc1). Gene Ontology annotation, biological process: L-histidine catabolic process. The transcript is spliced from 19 exons. Lineage: Eukaryota; Metazoa; Chordata; Actinopteri; Perciformes; Gasterosteidae. The coding region runs from base 147 to 2174 and encodes 675 amino acids. Gene Ontology annotation, molecular function: urocanate hydratase activity. The record is from RefSeq and is a predicted model, not a curated record.
UUCCAUUGGUGGAUUACGAAGGGCAAAGACGACCAUAAAGCCAAUGAGACAUCGCCCUCACGUCUUCAGUACACCGUCUUCGUCGGACAGCUGCCCUCCAUCUCCAGCGUGAACUCUGCGAUCAGGCCUUUGCUCGUGCCCGCAGGAUGUCCACGUUAAAGGAGAUCUGCAGCGGUUUACCUCUGGACCCUUUGCCUCUGAACCGGGGAAGGGACCUCGAUGUACCACACGCACCUCUGAGGACACCCGGCCUCACAGCAGAGGAGGAGCGGUUGGCGCUGAGAAAUGCGCUGCGUUAUUUUCCUCCCUUCCACCACCCAACCCUUGCACCUGAAUUUGCUCAAGAGCUGCGGCAGUAUGGACACAUCUACAUGUACCGCUUCUGCCCCGCAUUACGCAUGAGAGCUUACCCCAUAGAUCAGUACCCAUGCCGUACACGUCAAGCUGCCUCCAUAAUGCUAAUGAUCAUGAACAACCUGGACCCAGAAGUUGCUCAGUUCCCCCAGGAGCUCGUCACCUACGGAGGGAAUGGACAGGUCUUCAGUAACUGGGCCCAGUUUUGCCUGGUGAUGCAUUACCUGAGUGAAAUGACGGAGGAACAAACCCUGGUGAUGUACAGCGGUCAUCCAAUGGGCCUGUUCCCCAGCCUGCCUUCAUCGCCCCGCGCCAUCAUCACCAACGGCAUGGUAAUUCCAAAUUACUCAUCAAGAAAUCAGUAUGAAAAGAUGUUUGCUCUUGGCGUAUCAAUGUAUGGUCAAAUGACGGCAGGCAGCUACUGCUACAUCGGCCCCCAAGGAAUAGUUCAUGGCACUAUGCUCACUGUGCUGAAUGCCGGCCGCAGGUACUUGGGCUCUGAUGACUUGAGGGGACGCGUAUUUGUGACCUCCGGUCUGGGCGGCAUGAGUGGAGCUCAGGCUAAAGCCGCCGUCAUUGCCGGUUGUGUUGGCGUGAUCGCGGAGGUGGACGAGGCUCCUCUCAGAAAGAGAUAUGAGCAGGGCUGGCUUAUGGAGAUCACCAGCAGCUUGGAUCACUGCAUUAAACGCAUCAGAGAGGCCAAGAUCUCCAAGACACCCCUCAGUAUUGGUUACCAUGGCAACAUAGUUGACUUGUGGGAGAGGCUGCUUUUAGAGUAUGAGAGGACAGGGGAGCUCCUGGUGGAUCUGGGUUCAGACCAGACCUCCCUUCACAACCCAUAUGGAGGAGGCUACUACCCAGUCCAGCUCAGCUUCCUCCAGGCAAAUCAGCUCAUGGCAACUGAUUCUAACCGUUUCAUAACUACAGUCCAAGAAAGCCUCCGCAGACAAGUUAAGGCCAUCAACAAGCUCUCUGAUGCUGGUUUGUUCUUCUGGGACUAUGGCAACGCUUUCCUCCUGGAGGCCCAGAGAGCUGGAGCAGAAGUAGAAAAGGCUGGCGCGGGCGCAACGGAAUUCCGUUACCCGUCUUAUGUCCAGCACAUCAUGGGGGACAUAUUCUCUCUGGGCUUUGGCCCGUUUCGCUGGGUUUGCACAUCCGGCGACCCUCAAGAUCUUGCUGAAACGGAUGGUAUCGCUGCUAAUGUCCUGGAGGAAAUCAGUUCCAAUGUGACUGAUGAGAUCAGACAGCAGUACAAUGAUAACAUCCGCUGGAUCAGAGAGGCUGGAAAACACAAAAUGGUGGUGGGAUCUCAAGCCAGAAUCCUCUACUCUGAUCAGAAAGGAAGAGUCUGCAUUGCUUUGGCUAUAAACCAGGCCAUUGCUGAGGGGCGAGUUUCAGCUCCCGUGGUUAUUAGCAGAGAUCAUCAUGAUGUCAGUGGCACAGACAGCCCCUUCAGGGAAACCUCUAAUGUGUAUGAUGGGUCUGCCUUCUGUGCAGACAUGGCCGUCCAGAACUUUGUGGGUGAUGCAUUCAGGGGCGCCACGUGGGUAGCCCUGCAUAAUGGUGGUGGUGUUGGCUGGGGCGAGGUAAUGAAUGGCGGGUUUGGGUUGCUGUUGGACGGCUCGGCCGAGGCAGCAAAGCGGGCCAGACUAGUGCUCAACUGGGACGUCUCCAACGGGGUGGCUCGCCGCUGCUGGUCCGGAAACUCAAACGCCUAUGAGACCAUCCGGCACACCAUGGAGGAGAACGGCCAGUUGCGUGUCACCAUGCCCUUUCCUGUGCAGGAUGAGUGCGUGCUGGACCGUGCCCUGCAGGGGUAGCCAACGUCACAGCGCAGAUUACAAACGGCCAUCGAUAUGCAGGCGCACAGCGAGGAGGCCUCAAACUGUAGCCCUCUAGUUUCCCUACAGUCAGCACUAGCGGAAGUAUUAGGGGCAGUGUUGUUACAUAAAUGGUUCGUCAUGAAUGCACAAAAUGCAAAGUAGACUACACCCUUUUGCCAGGCUAAAUAUUGUUUUGAUUGUGUGCUGAAAAUUAAACUAAGUAUGUAUAAAUGAU